ACUAAUUAGCAAACUUUCUCCCUUCAAAAAAAAAUAGCAAAAAUCUUUCUCAACCUCUUAAAAAUGAACUAUUUCGCAAUUCUCUUUACCUUUUCCCUUCUCUCCAUAAUCACAUUUUCUCACGCACUCGUUGAGGAUUUUUGCGUGGCGGAUUACACUCUCCCUAAUGGACCGGCAGGGUACUCUUGUAAAGAUCCUGCUAAAGUCACCUUUGACGACUUUAUUUUCAAGGGCCUAAGCGCCGUUGGAAACACCUCCAACAUUUACAAGAGUUGCGUAACUCCGGCAUUCUCCUCCGAGUUUGCGGCCUUCAACGGUCUAGGGCUCGCCAUGGCAAGACUAGACUUUGAUAUAGACGGAGUUGUCGCGUUGCAUUCUCACCGAACAUCAGAAGUACUCAUUUUAACCCAGGGAGAAAUCAUUGCUGGAUUCAUCUCUACAAACAACACUGCCUAUUACAAGAGACUCAAAGUUGGUGAGAUUAUGGUUUUCCCACAAUCACUCUUGCAUUUCCAACUUAAUGUUGGUAAAACUCCGGCCGUAGCGAUUGUUACGUUGAAUAGCGCAAAACCGGGACUUCAGUUCACUGAUAAUUCUCUCUUUGCUGGGAACCUCCCUGUUGAGCUUGUGGAGAAGACUAUGCUUCUUGGUGCUAAACAAGUCAAGAGGCUUAAGAAGGCAUUUGGUGGUUCUAUGAAUUGAAACUUUUAAUAAUAAUUUUGUUUUAGUAAUAAAUAAAACUAAUAAGUAUGUAAACAUUUAUUUUGGUUUCUCAUUAUAUGUUACCUCUUAUUGGAAAUCUUAUGGUGAGUUUGCGAAUAAGCCACAAAGAUAAUAGAGUUUAAGAUUGAAA
Messenger RNA from Spinacia oleracea (spinach), 853 nucleotides. Its product is annotated as auxin-binding protein ABP19a-like. The record is from RefSeq and is a predicted model, not a curated record. The coding region runs from base 64 to 702 and encodes 212 amino acids. Gene Ontology annotation, molecular function: manganese ion binding. Lineage: Eukaryota; Viridiplantae; Streptophyta; Magnoliopsida; Caryophyllales; Amaranthaceae. The transcript has a single exon.